AUGCUUUUCCUCCAAAGGGAUCGCGCCACGGCUGACCAAUGGUACAACGUGCGAAGGACGCUGAACCUGGACAGCGUCCAUAACAAGAUGCGUUUUACCAUUUCAAACUCUCCGUCUCUGCGUGAAGAUGGGGUGGUCGCUCUGGGACCUCUGCAGUUGACCAUGGGAGAAUGCGACGUUCCUACAGACGGACUAGGAUAUUGUGAUUUCGAGUUCGACACCUGCGGUUGGACCGCUGACGCCACAUGGACGAGGCAAAUCUCCGUUAGACCAAUGGAUGUCACAGAUGCGCUCUCAGGACCAGAUAAUUCAAUUUAUGCCUUGACAGCGAUGCAACUCAACGCACCAAAGGACGGAGCCUUGCUCACUAGCCCGAAGUGGUCAGGUCAAAGUCAACCUCAGUGCCUGGAGUUCUGGUACGAGCAUGACGGAUUUUUUUACCCAAAUUUACAGGUGGAAGUUAAAACGGAUGGUAAGAGUGAGGUUGUGUGGCAGGCGCCAUCAUACCCCAGGAAUGACUGGCUGCUCUCACGGGCACAGAUUUCGCAGGAUAAAACAUUCCAGGUGGUAUUCCGGGCCAAAUUUGAGGGCGACAUGGCUCAGUUUGUUAGCCUGGACGACGUCGUCCUGCGCCCAGAGCCCUGCGUCCACGUCGCCGAGUGCGACUUCAGCGAAGGGCUUUGCGGCUACGUGAACCAAUUUCAAGCGAACUUCCAAUGGCUCGUGGGAACGGGUCGCUAUGAGCGGCCUGAACUUCAACCAGCCGUGCCCAAUGCAAGAGAUACCCCUCCAUUCGCCUACCUUGACUUGACCACGAAUGCGUCAUACACGGUUGGUCCGGUUACAAAGAGGACGCAAGGGGCUCCCAAUACAGCCGUGCUUCGUAGCUCUCUCUUUGACGUCACGAACAACAACACCCAACUGGCCAUACGGUACUACAGACGAGGACCAGAUAUAACUACAGCCAAUGUCUCAGUCACCUGUUACGGGAAAGCUUCCGACAAGGCCCCACCCGAGGUGCAGUCACUUGUAGAAGUGGAGGAAGUAUCACAGUGGACAACAGUUAAAGUCCCACUCAACGAGGGCACGGGCUGUCAGGUAUCAGUGAUGGUGACUCGAGGGCCAGGUACCAACGGCGCGAUGGCCAUCGCCUCCGUAAAGAUCACAUCAUCGGAGCCAGAAAGAUGGAGGUUAGUAGCCGUGGCAGCGUAG
This is a messenger RNA of Rhipicephalus sanguineus (brown dog tick), 1212 nucleotides long. RefSeq names its product MAM and LDL-receptor class A domain-containing protein 1. The coding region runs from base 1 to 1212 and encodes 403 amino acids. The transcript has 9 exons. Gene Ontology annotation, cellular component: membrane. Lineage: Eukaryota; Metazoa; Arthropoda; Arachnida; Ixodida; Ixodidae. The record is from RefSeq and is a predicted model, not a curated record.